CUUCUUGGUCGGAUGGAGGGGUCAUUAGAGCAUGCUGGGGUACUCUGACGGCCCGCACACAGAACCUCUGGAUAUCAAACCCCUUUCUCCCUCCGGCACCAGUUCUAGCACUGCGAGGCGGUCGGUUUCUGAUAGUGCCAGCAGCUCGGAUGCUCCCCCCAGGAAACGUCCAAGACACGACACAUCCUCAAGCACUGCGUCCAUAAUGACGACCACGAGAGCGUUGACUGUCGAAGCGGACUCCAAGGCCAGUCUCGUAACAAGGGACUCGGACUUUUACUUCGACGAUGGAAGCUGUGUGCUUCAGGUCGAGAACACCCUGUUCAAUGUGCAUCGCACGAUGCUCAACAAAGACUCGUCAUCAUUUGGAGAGAUGUUCCAGCUCCCACAGGGCUCCAAACCAGCGGAAGGCCAGACAGACGACAAUCCCGUCUAUCUGCCAGGAGACACCGCGGAGGAGUUCAGAAAUUUCCUCUGGGCGUUAUACGCACUGCCCUCCGAACUGAUGACUAUCAGUUCUGCGCAAAUCGAGCUUGGACGCAUAAUUGACAUUGCAUCUGUGGCAAACAAGUACUCCUUCAGGACGACUGAGACGUGGGCGCUGGACGCAAUUCGUCAGUUUACAGAGCGCAAACCCUCGGUGCUCAUACCGGCUGCGUUCCCCACGCCAUCAAGUUUGCCUGCUAUGGGGAACAAGGACAUCAUCGCUCGACUCGUGAGGCUAGCACAGAAGUGCGGCCAUGCUCGUCUCCUCGAGAGCAUGGUCAACGUGUUAACUCAUCGCAUGAAGACAUCCGUACAAUUCGCUUACCUUGCCAUGACACUGGGCGAUGAAUACGACAUCCGUGGUCUCCGUGGUGCAGGCUACCUCGAGGUCCUUCUCAACGCCAACUUCGUCUGUUCUACGGACCACUCUUCAGGUGGCUUGGUAGAGGGGGACAUUCAAACGGAGGCGGGGAAGAACCGCCUUGUCAUCAGCUCCACCCAACGGUUGCGCCUCCUGUCGGGAUACCAACGUCUGUCCAAGACAUGGGAUCGCCUACGUGCCAAUGCACCUCAGUUCGACCACGUCCCUCCGUGCAGCGCAGAGUGGCAUUCUCAUGGGUGUACGCAAAGCUGGGUUGAGUUUUGGAAGGAGAAGACGCGCAGUGAAGCCGUGCUGUCUUUGUCCUCCGCAGAUGUGUUGGGUCGCCUUGGAAUUUUCGUCAAGGAGUUUGACAAGUGGGGCUCUGCGAACUUUAUGCACCACGAGUGCAAGAACAUUGCCCGUAGGUCCAUACACGAGAAGAUUAACUCGAUCCGCGAAGCUCUCCCAGAUUACUUCCACGAAGGAGGGGACUACUGAUGCGAGGACACUUGUGGACUUUAUUCGCUUUUCACUAUGUUAUUAGUAUAAUGUUUCAGUGCUACAAUGGUAUGGGGAGAUAGAUGAACUAUUCUAUGUUAUACAGAUGCUUUGGAUUAUGGACUUUUGGCUUUUCCUCUGCUUGCAUUCUUGGCUGUCAUAGCUGUCAUUAUACUGUCGUUCGUUGUGAGCAUGGGAUCAACUGCCUGCAAUGUCCUGUUCCAUGGGCCAUCCGACAACGUUGGUGGUUCGGAGCUGCCUCCAAUGUUCGCGUCCAUCAUAUCACGCAUGAGGUCGUCGACCUGGUCAGAGGUUGGAAGCUUUUCGAGACCGAUGCGUGAGCCGCGCAAGAGCAUCUGCUCGAACAUCUCAUCUUCGUCGAGCUGUUGAAUCUGUGCACGGAAGCCAUUUAGGAUCUUGUGGAACAAUACUUUCUCUUCCUCUGGGUUUUUGGGCUGUUGUAUCAAGGGGUCCACGAGGUCGCGUUCGUUGUCCUUGGGCCCGUCGAGGUCGAGCUUUGACAUCCACUUAUGCUCGAAUUCAUCGUCAGAGAGUGCUGCAUCGGACAGCGCGGUUUGAUCUGGGCCAUACUCCGUGCCUACAGAACUUGCCGGAGACGGAGGCCGG
Molecule: messenger RNA, 1972 nt
Organism: Coniophora puteana RWD-64-598 SS2
Lineage: Eukaryota; Fungi; Basidiomycota; Agaricomycetes; Boletales; Coniophoraceae
Exons: 4
Coding region: 32-1345 (437 amino acids)
Molecular function (GO): protein binding
Source: RefSeq, a predicted model, not a curated record